Nezara viridula (southern green stink bug) is the source of this 1090-nucleotide messenger RNA. Lineage: Eukaryota; Metazoa; Arthropoda; Insecta; Hemiptera; Pentatomidae. The record is from the annotation of a GenBank genome assembly.
CGUCGUUCGUGAUCUUCAAAAGUCAUGCGUUUUGUAACAAAUUUAAAAUGUUUUAUUUGAAUGCAUAAAUCAUUGUAAUUUGUUCAUUUAUUUACCGUGAAUUGUUUAUUAAUAUCAAAUUAAAUUUAUUCACUCAUUGAUCAAAAUGUUUUAUUUUAAGAACUUUUUUCUCAGAUCUCAAAAUAUUUUAUUGAAUUCAUCUAAAUUUAAUAUCAUCCCUAAGAUUAAAAGGAACUAUGCUGCUCUACCAAAAAGAUUCUAUAAGAACACUGCAAUUUUAUAUUCUGAUGGGCAUUAUGAAAUAACUUUGGACCACAGGAAAUUGAAAACCCCUAAAGGAAAGGAUUUUAAAGUAGAAAACGAAAUUUUAGCAUUGUGUAUAGCUACAGAAUGGGACUCACAGUUCGGUGAGAUAGACAGAAGUUCUAUGCAUUUAACAGCGUUAUGUAAUACAGCUAUUGAUAAUGUUAACAACUUGACAAAAGAGGACAUAACUUCUAAUAUCCUUAAUUAUUUGGAAACUGAUACUCUUCUAUUUCAGUCUCAUAAUGAUGAAGUAUAUGAUGUACAGCAAAAGGAAUGGCAGCCUGUUAUCAAGUGGUUUUGUGAUAGAUAUGGGGUUGAAAUUUCACCAACUCGCGAUAUGAUUGGACCGGAAAUAUCUAAACAAACAAGAGAAAUAAUUGAACGACAUUUUUUGUCAUAUGAUUUAGCACCCUUACAUGGCUUCAUGUUUGCUGUCGAAGCUUUGAAGUCAGUUAUUCUUACAUUAUGUUGUGUUGACCGAAGGCUGUCUGUUGACCAAGUUGUUUUAUUGUCCCGAUUAGAAGAAGAGUAUCAGACUGGUUGUUGGGGAAGAGUGGAAUGGGCACAUGAUGUAAGUCAAUAUGAUCUCCAAGCAAGAGUUUCUGCUGCUGUGCUUUUCAUCCAUUUGAAUUCCAUGUCAGAAGAAGUGAAGUCUAAAUUGGGUUCUGUUCAUCGUUAAAUACUGCAGAGAAAUAAUUAAGUAAAUUAAAUUGAAAUUUGUUCUCUACAAUGUAGAGCUUUAUGUAUAAUAUAUGGUAAAAUAUAUACAUAUUAGUAUUAAUGU